AGAGCGGACGCGCGCCGCGGCGGCGGCGGCGGCGGCGGCGGCGGCGAGGACGGCGGCGACGGCAGGGGCCGAGGGGGCGGUCGCUACGAGGCGGGUGCGGAGCGGGCGGAAGAGGGUCUGUGCGGGCGGUGAGGUCGCAGAGGAACAUCGUGGGGAUCAACGACUAUCAUCUGUUCUACAAGAUGAGUAACAGCCACCCUCUUCGCCCCUUUACUGCAGUGGGGGAAAUUGAUCAUGUGCACAUUUUGUCUGAACAUAUUGGUGCCUUGUUGAUUGGGGAAGAAUAUGGCGACGUAACAUUUGUUGUGGAAAAGAAACGUUUUCCUGCCCACAGGGUAAUUUUAGCAGCAAGGUGCCAAUAUUUUCGAGCAUUACUGUAUGGUGGAAUGCGAGAAUCUCAGCCUGAAGCCGAAAUCCCUCUCCAAGACACCACUGCAGAAGCAUUCACAAUGCUACUUAAAUACAUCUACACUGGGCGGGCAACGCUGACAGAUGAGAAGGAGGAGGUGCUGCUGGACUUUUUGAGCCUGGCUCAUAAAUAUGGAUUUCCAGAGCUGGAGGAUUCUACCUCUGAGUACCUCUGCACCAUACUUAACAUUCAGAAUGUCUGUAUGACUUUUGAUGUUGCCAGUCUCUACUCCCUUCCCAAGUUAACGUCCAUGUGCUGCAUGUUUAUGGACAGAAAUGCUCAGGAGGUGCUCUCAAGCGAAGGCUUCCUCUCCCUUUCUAAGGCAGCACUUUUAAACAUCGUAUUAAGAGAUUCAUUUGCCGCUCCCGAAAAAGAUAUCUUCCUAGCCUUGUUAAACUGGUGUAAGCAUAAUUCAAAGGAGAAUCAUGCUGAAAUCAUGCAGGCUGUCCGUUUGCCUCUGAUGAGCCUCACUGAACUUCUGAAUGUCGUGAGGCCUUCGGGACUAUUGUCUCCUGAUGCCAUUCUGGAUGCUAUUAAAGUUCGAUCAGAGAGCCGGGACAUGGACCUCAAUUACAGAGGCAUGCUUAUACCAGAAGAAAACAUUGCAACUAUGAAAUAUGGAGCCCAGGUGGUAAAAGGGGAGCUGAAGUCUGCCUUAUUAGAUGGUGACACUCAAAAUUAUGAUUUGGAUCAUGGAUUUUCUAGGCACCCAAUUGAUGAUGACUGCCGUUCUGGCAUCGAGAUUAAGCUAGGUCAGCCGUCCAUUAUCAAUCAUAUACGGAUACUCCUGUGGGACCGAGAUAGCCGGUCUUAUUCAUACUUCAUUGAAGUCUCAAUGGAUGAACUUGAUUGGAUCAGAGUGAUUGAUCAUUCGCAAUAUCUGUGUCGUUCUUGGCAGAAGCUGUAUUUUCCAGCCCGUGUCUGCAGGUAUAUUCGAAUAGUUGGGACUCACAACACAGUGAAUAAGAUUUUUCACAUUGUGGCUUUUGAAUGUAUGUUUACAAACAAAACCUUCACUCUGGAGAAGGGGCUAUUAGUUCCCAUGGAGAACGUUGCAACAAUUGCUGAUUGUGCCAGCGUGAUUGAAGGAGUCAGUCGGAGCCGAAAUGCCUUGCUGAAUGGGGACACUAAGAACUAUGAUUGGGAUUCUGGCUAUACAUGUCAUCAGCUAGGAAGUGGUGCAAUUGUGGUUCAACUGGCACAGCCAUACAUGAUUGGGUCAAUACGGUUAUUACUGUGGGACUGUGACGAUCGGAGCUAUAGCUACUACGUCGAGGUUUCCACCAACCAGCAGCAGUGGACCAUGGUAGCCGACAGAACUAAAGUCACCUGCAAGUCCUGGCAAUCAGUAACUUUUGAAAGACGGCCGGCCUCCUUCAUUCGAAUCGUUGGAACACACAACACAGCAAAUGAGGUGUUCCACUGCGUCCACUUUGAGUGUCCCGAGCAGCAGAGCAACCAGAAGGAGGAAAACAGCGAGCAGUCGGGGACAGGGGACACUAGCCCAGCCAGUCAGCAGCCCGACCCCCACGCCCUGCAGGCCCCCAGCGGCAACUCACUGCACUCCAGUCCAGGCUCCAACUCGUACUCAGCCAACCGGCAGCACCAAUAAAGGAGGCGCACGUGUGGAGUGACUCGGCUGGGCCCAGGUGGCACAGGAGCCGUGUCCUCCCCGAGCAGGGAUGCCUGUGGACGCCUCGCCCCGCCACCCCCGCCCCACGAGGAACAGACCUGGCUGCAGAAACACACAGGACAGGUUUCCUCCCAAGGACACAAAGGGGCUGCUUUGUUCUCCUCAGUUUGUUCAAAUCAGGCUGGUCUCCAGGGGGAGAAAGUGGGUCUUCAAUCUUCAUCAAGUCCAUUAACACCCUACCUCUCUAAUCUAACCCUGCAAAGACCACAGAAGGAAGUAAUAGGCCUGAGUCGGAAUACAAAGAUGGCACAUGAACACAGGAAUGGAAGAGAAUGUAUUAGGCCUUCCUUACCUGGAGGCAAGGCACCCUGUAGGAAAUGGGUUUCCUUAGAGUGUUUACUUUUAUGGAACACAUUGCCCUGGCAACUAAAUAAUUUUUUAUUUCUUUUAGUUAUUCUCCAUUUGCUGAAUCAUAGGUUUUCCAGAUCUUUAUGAAAGGUUCAAACAGCAAAUCACUUGUUUUAAUCCCUUUUGACGCUGUAAUUUUCCUUCCUUAGUUUUGAACGGUUGAGCGUGGGGUAGAGCUGAGAAAUAUCAUGCGCAUCUCCUAAAUGAGGCACAGAUGCAGCUCAUCAUGGCACCUGGUCUGACAAGGAAAAUCCUUUGAGGAAGAUCAACAAAAUACACAAGGAGCAGAUUAAUCUGUGGACACUGGAGUUAAUAAUCACUCGACUUGCCAAGUUAUUAACCUGUCAUUCCUGAAACGUAUCCAGCCUUUAAGCUUGGGAGGCUGACAAGGAAACAGUGAUUAUGCCACCAGCUAAUUUAAUGUUCAGAAGUAUGUAUGAGUGUAUACCAACUUCCGGUUGGGCUGGACCUGUCCUCCAUUUGCCACAGGUUAGUGAGCGGUGUGGAGGCAGCCGUCCUGCCAGUCGGUGUCGGGAAUGCAAAAGUGGGCCUUUCCCGCGUGGUGGUGAUCGGUGGUUGCUGUUUUUCCCCCAGACCAUAAUACUCAGCCAGGGAUUGGGAAAAAAAAAUCAGUUCUAAGAAGCUUUCCUUUUAAUCCUCAUUGAAACGAUCUCAUCUGACAGUUGUCGCUUGGUCUGGCUCUGUGUGUCUGAGUAAUUUCCAUCCCACCGCUAACUGCCCUGCGUAACUUGAUCAGAUUGUGUCCGGUUUUUGCUCAUCCCCCGAUUCUUCCGUUGGCUGGCUGUCACGAUCAGGUCCUCUGUGCAUCCUGCUUGGAGGAGGGGUGGGGCCGACGGGGGGGUCCUUUCUGUCUUAAAGACACAUUGGUCGUGGGUGUACAAAGAGCCAGUGGGUCAGCUGUUUCCUCCUAGUGUGAUGUAGUUGUGAUUUAUCAGUAUUGGAAUAGUAGGGUAGCUUCAAGCUGCAUGAUUAAACGGGAAGGUUGUCUUUCUGCUAGUCUCCCUCGGUGCCCUCGACUCUGAUCUCUGUCUGCGUCCCCCUGCGUGGGGUGAGUGGAACGCUCUGAGGGGAACAGCUUUUCACAAUGGGAGGGGCUCUGGUAACAAAUAGCGGUGCCGCUCGCUUGCUUGCCACGGGUGGCUGGCCGUGCUCUGUGGCUGGCGCUGCGUCCCUCAGCAUCCAGCCCCUUCUCCAGUUAGAGCUGAGGAUGCCUGACAACUCAGCACUUCCUCCAGCGGUGCAUUCACUGCCCACAGGGGAGGCAGGAGGAGCAGGGAAGUCAGAAGAGGGCAGCGUUCAAAUGUUUUGCAAGUAUCAUCCAUUCAAGGGCUUCUUCUCAAACUCUGAAGUCACCUGUCCAGAGAGGAAUCACUGCUGACCCGGGGAAGUGUGGGGUGGGUUGGGGGAGGGUCUGGAGCCCUUCAGUACCCUUCUCCAUCCAGGCACAGGUAACGAAAUGCGUCCUGGACACUCAGCUUCACACCUGAAGAGGCAUGAACUGUGCCCUGCAUGGCCAGUGGCUCACCCUCUGUUUCCUGUCCUCUGUGAAUUCUCUUUGGUGUUCGUUCCUUCCAGAUCUCUGCCCUGAGGUCUGGAGAGAAUAAAGCUUGUCUCUCUCCUGCUCCUCCAGCACUUCAGACACGCCUUGUUUUCAGAUAAAGGGAAAGGGGACUGAGAGGCAGUGCUGAGGGCGGGCGGGACUGAGGCCAGCUCUGUGCAGCCGUAUCGCCGUCCCCUAGCCCCGCAGCUGCCUCCCCUGAGGCCCCCUGAUGGUCUAGAGGCCUUGCUUGGAUGCAAGCCUGCUCUGGACCCCAGCAGACACUGAUGAAGCUCAGCAAAGCCUGCUCUGGUCGGCCUCCUGUUACCAGGCAGGGGCUCUGCCUUCCUUGAUGAGCCUUGUGGUUUGGGGAAUGGGGGCUCUUUCUGUACGCCUGGCUGGAGGGGCCUGGACACCCCAGUCGAGGUGCGACACACCAGACGCGUUGCCAGGGAAGGAGGGAUGAGUGGGCAGCCAAGAAAAAGUCCCCAGGUGCCUGGCAUUCUCCAGAGCCCUGGCUGGUCCCACAGGGGACUUACCCCCGCCAUGAGCCAGCAGGACCAAGAUGGCCCCCAAACUUGGGGAGAGACCAAUAGAGCUAAACGGGAGUGCUGAUGAGACCCAGCUCUAAGGAGCCCAAUGCCCGCGGAGCCGUCAGCCCAGCACAGGGUGGAGGCUGAUUCCCUGGGAGCUGUGGGACACCAGGCAGCAGGCUUGGCCAAGCUGUGCGGGGGGCAGCGGCAGAUGAGGGCCCGUGGCUCCCCCCCAGCCCCAGAGGAUGCAGUCCCACGGCGUCUGCUUUGAGGAGGUCUGGUGAGGUGGACAGAGGGGUGCUUGUGGCCUCUGGCCCUUUAUUGUGAAACACCACCUUUGUAACCACUACCCAGGUCUAGAGAUUGAGCAUGCAGAACCUCCUGCCCUUCAUUUUAGGUCAUGCUUUGUGGGGGAGUAAAAUGCACUUUGUUGGGGCUUUGGCGAAAGCCUUCAACGUCACCUUCUGGUGCCUCCUUGGAGGGCCGGUGCUGAGCACGGCGGGCAGGGCGGGGUGUGUGCUCGUGGCGCCCCAGUCAAGGCGGGCUUAAAGGCGGGGGCUGCUGCAAAGCACUCUGAACGUGAAACAGGUAUAACAGCAUCACACACGCAAACACGUUUUCCCAUAUUCUCAGUGCUUUUUCCGUUUUUCUUCUGAUUCUAGUUAGAACCAUGAGCCCAUGAUGGAUGUGGGACUCUUCUCAAUUGCUCUUUGUCACUUCUUUAAUCUUAGUAAAUGAAGUGUUGAUUCCUGACAAAUACAUUAAAAGUGUUUUAUUCCUAGAAGAGUUGGGAAAAGAAAAUUAUUUUCAGCAAGAGUGGGAUGUGUUUGUUAGACUAAUUCCUUGGCCAAGAAAAAAGUAGCUUUUGAAUUGUGCAGAAAUUGCUCAGUAGUUAUGCUGUCGCCCCAAUUGUCAAACCGCUGUGCAGACAGUGCCGACCCAGUCAACUUCACCUUUUUUUAAUUCAGAAGAUAACAAAAUUGUAAUCACUUAUCCUUUCUAGAGCCACGGGGAAAAAAGGAAGGUCUAAUCUGUGAUAAAAAGCAGAGCAUCCUGUGUGCUGAGGCCAUUUGAUAAUAAAGAAAGGGAGCGUUCCCCAUUGUGGGCUUCAAUUAAGAACCUCCCUUUGGACAGAGAAGAAGGGUGUCAAAGAAGGAAAAGAAAAUUAAAUGUGUCUCCUUCUAAGAGGUUUUUCCUCAUUA
This is a messenger RNA of Orcinus orca (killer whale), 5743 nucleotides long. RefSeq names its product BTB domain containing 9 (gene BTBD9). The transcript has 11 exons. NCBI's taxonomy places the organism in Eukaryota, Metazoa, Chordata, Mammalia, Artiodactyla, Delphinidae. Gene Ontology annotation, biological process: circadian behavior; modulation of chemical synaptic transmission; adult locomotory behavior. Gene Ontology annotation, molecular function: protein binding. The coding region runs from base 183 to 2021 and encodes 612 amino acids. The record is from RefSeq and is a predicted model, not a curated record.